Desarmillaria tabescens is the source of this 561-nucleotide messenger RNA. RefSeq lists its product as uncharacterized. The transcript has a single exon. Lineage: Eukaryota; Fungi; Basidiomycota; Agaricomycetes; Agaricales; Physalacriaceae. Bases 1 to 561 code for a protein of 186 amino acids. The record is from RefSeq and is a predicted model, not a curated record.
AUGCCUGGUCAGAGUCAAGCUAAAGCGGCUGAAUUCGAAGCUCAAAGUGCUUCUGUUCUUCAACAGAAGGUGAAGAAGACAUUAGAUUUCUUGUCUUCAAUUGACUUGACACCGCUGGAUUUUUUUUCUGCUCUUGUGAGCCCGCGGAACUCCGGAAGCGUCUUCACGGAUUUUCAAAAGCAUCUUUUUCGCUCCUCAUCUAAACGUUUUGAGGGUCUGCUUGACCUGCUGUGGUCGCACCCAAAGGCAAACGAAAAGUUCAUGAACUGGAUGUAUCCGUGCGGUCUUCGUCUUGUGUUGGACCAUGUAUAUGAUGAGAUGGACAAUGCGAAGGAGCACUUCAGUAUGACAUCCAGCCUUGUAACGCCGGAGUUUCUAUCAUCAUGGAAUAUUCAGGAUGUGCUCUCUGCAGUGAAUAUGACGCGACUAUUUCCAACUUGGUCAAGGAUUUUAGAGGCGGCGACGCAAAGUAAAAAGGCGGAGAAGAACCACAUACGAACUCCAGAGCUGGCAAGUUCACAAACUGUAUUCAUUGUCCAUAAUAUUGACUGCAUCGUCUAG